GGGCGAGACGUGCGUCAGAGGCGCCGAUGUGGCAUCUAGUUAACAUAUCUACAUGUUUCUCCGCGCUGCUUCUGGCUGUGCUCGGCAGUGCAGGAACUGUGGAAACUUGCAUCGGCCGGUUGUUCCGCAGUUUAGAGGAAAGAAACAAGGAUGUUGACACAGCCUGCGAAUAAGUGGAUAACAAGUUGUUGAGACGCCAUAGCAGACACACCUCCCUCUCCCGCACGUUGGCAACCAGCGGCCAAACAUUCCGAAGUAGUUUGCGGACCUCGAGGGACAUAUCAGCUGCUCAGCAUCCAGGUUACUGGUCACGUCCAAGUAUAUCAGUGUCAGUGUGUGCAGGGAGCAAAGUACAGAGGUAUGAGCCCUGGGCAGCUCUAGACGCAAUCCAGAUACUUCACUUCAGCCUCUUCCCACUGUCGCCUUUUGAAGCAGUUUUUAAAACUUUGCACCCAACGAUGUCGUGGCUUAUACUGGGACUUACACGGAGGCAGAGUAGUCUUGGGGCAAGUGUCUGGGUUCGGGCCCUUGCUUCCUCUUCCUCGCUGCCCCCAGCAGUAGCUGAGUUUGUGAAGGGAGCACUGGAAGAAUGUAAGCCCAGCAACGUGCAUGUAGUGACAGGAACACCGGAGGAAACGGCCAACAUUCUGGCAUGUCUGGAGAGGGACGGGAUGGUCAAGAAGCUUCCCAAAUAUACCAACUGUUGGUUGGCGCGUACAGACCCAAAGGACGUGGCUCGGGUGGAGAGCAAGACUGUGAUUGUGACCAAGAGCCAGAGAGACACCAUCCCCAUCCCAGCUGAAGGGGUAAAGAGCCAGCUGGGCAACUGGAUGAGUGAGUCAGACUGGCAGAAAGCCAGAGAGGAGCGUUUCCCCAACUGCAUGGCAGGUCGAACCAUGUAUGUGAUUCCCUUCAGUAUGGGUCCUGUAGGCUCCGCUCUGAGUAAAUAUGGCGUCCAGGUGACAGACUCACCGUAUGUUGUGGCCAGUAUGGGAAUCAUGACGCGUAUGGGAACACCGGUUUUAAAGAAACUGGCUGAAGGAGAGGAGUUUGUUCGCUGUCAACACUCUGUGGGACGACCUUUUCCACUCAGAGCCCCUCUGGUCAGCUCAUGGCCCUGUAACCCAGAAAAGGUGUUGAUAUCUCACCUGCCAGACACGAGGCAGAUCCUGUCCUUUGGCAGUGGCUAUGGAGGAAACUCUCUCCUGGGGAAGAAGUGCUUUGCCCUUCGUAUCGCCUCGCGCAUCGCCAAGGAUGAGGGCUGGUUAGCAGAGCACAUGCUGAUUCUGGGUAUCACAAACCCUCAGGGAGUGAAACGCUAUGUGGCAGCAGCCUUCCCCAGUGCCUGUGGUAAAACUAACUUGGCCAUGAUGAAACCAGCUUUGCCAGGCUGGAAGAUUGAGUGUGUGGGCGACGACAUUGCAUGGAUGAAGUUUGACAGCCAAGGUAAACUGAGGGCUAUCAACCCAGAGAAUGGUUUUUUCGGCGUGGCUCCUGGCACCUCAGACAAGACCAACCCCAAUGCUAUGACCACCAUUGCCAAAAACACCAUUUUCACCAACGUUGGGGAGACCAGCGAUGGAGGGGUGUGGUGGGAAGGACUUGACCCCCCUGGUGCUGGCGUCACACUCACAGACUGGCACGGCAAAACAUGGAAGCAAGAAAGCUCGACUGCCUGUGCCCACCCCAACUCCCGCUUCUGUGCUCCAGCGGCUCAGUGUCCCAUCAUUGACCCCCAGUGGGAGAGUGAGCACGGGGUUCCCAUUGAUGCCAUCAUCUUUGGUGGCAGGAGGCCAGAAGGUAUUCCUCUGGUGUUCGAAUCGUUCAGCUGGCAACAUGGAGUCUUUGUUGGCGCUGCAAUGCGGUCUGAGGCCACUGCAGCUGCUGAGCAUAAAGGUAAGGUGGUCAUGCAUGACCCUUUUGCCAUGCGGCCUUUCUUUGGCUACAACUUUGGCGACUACCUCAGCCACUGGUUGAGCAUGGAGAGCCGCAAGGCUCCCACUCUUUUGCCCAAGAUCUUUCACGUCAACUGGUUCAGAAAGGAUGCUGCCACUGGCACCUUCCUCUGGCCUGGCUUUGGUGAAAAUGUUCGCGCUUUGGAGUGGAUCUUCAAGCGAUGUGGCCGGGAGAGGGAGGACGAGGGUGCCAGGAAGAGCAUUAUCGGCUGGCUGCCAGAAGAUGGUGCCAUCAACACUAAAGGUCUAGGCAGCAAGGUGGAUAUGGGCGCCCUCUUUGAUGUGCCCAAGCCCUUUUGGCAAAAGGAGACUAAGGAGCUGAGAGCCUAUUUCACCCAGCAAGUUGGAGCUGAUUUGCCGGCUCAGGUGGAUGCUGAGCUGAAGGCACUGGAGGACAGAGUGCGCAACUGAAACCCUAGCGGGGUUCAGGAGAGAUCAGAUUAUGAUGUGAUGUUAGAGUUUCUGACUGGGUUUACAUACACAGGGAACCAAAUUCUAAACCAGGCAAACUAAAAACCUAGUUCUGGUUUUAUACAUGUAAAAUUAAAUACUAGGAUGAUCUGGUACCGACAGCUAACUGAAUUAGUCAUUACAUGGGUUACAUCUUAAACUUUUUUUUCUCAGGUUUUCAUGGCACGGAAUAAAGAAAUAUUUGAAUGACAAACACAUGGUAGAAUUUUGGCAGUGUUGGCAAACCACUCUGUAUGUGGAAAGUAUUGAAAGGGUGGAAAUCUAAAGCUUUACUAAUACCAUGCUGGUAUUUAAAUUUCUCUGUGCAUGUCAGUCACUCUAAACUCUGUCUUUCAUGAAGAAAAAACUGUUAGGAAUGAUGGAAUCGGAGGAGAGACUAAUAAUCUACAAUGCAACGCCCACAUUUUGGACACUACUUCAUACCAAUGCAAUGAUAGGUGCUGGGUUGGUGGUGGAUUGGAAGUUUGAUUCUUAACAUGAAGAUUAGAUUUCUGUGAUCAGAUGUUAUGGUACAUGCGUGCAAUCAACGUGUUCUGAGACAUUUAACAAUACAGUGUCAAGGCUGCUAACGUUUACAGACUGAAGCCCAAAGAGUUCUUUAUGCAAAAGUGAGAACAUUUUUACUUAUAAAAUGCAAUUUUAGCAACACUUGUUUCAUCACACUAUUGAGUGAGCCUGUUGAAAUGCUCUUUACUUUAUAUCGAGCUUUUAAAUAGGGCUGAAAAACGCUUUUAUCAGUAACCUGUUAAUACCAAUUAAGAGAUUUCCAGCAGGGCAAAUGAUUAGUAGCAUAAUUAAUCUCACCACACUUGUGAUUAAACUGUAUGAUUUUUAGGGGAUAUUUACACACAUGUGAAAUGUUGGACUAUUGGACUAAUAAAUGUGACUGAGAUUGUGACCUAUUUUUAUAAAUUAUAUGCCAAGAUUUUUAUUACACUCUUCAUGAAGCACAGAUGUCUCUUGUUCAAAUUUUUGCAGUAACUGAAAAUAAAUGAAGGUAAUGUAAGA
Molecule: messenger RNA, 3434 nt
Organism: Monopterus albus (swamp eel)
Lineage: Eukaryota; Metazoa; Chordata; Actinopteri; Synbranchiformes; Synbranchidae
Gene: pck2
Product: phosphoenolpyruvate carboxykinase 2 (mitochondrial)
Exons: 11
Coding region: 459-2366 (635 amino acids)
Biological process (GO): propionate catabolic process; cellular response to insulin stimulus; hepatocyte differentiation
Cellular component (GO): cytosol
Molecular function (GO): phosphoenolpyruvate carboxykinase (GTP) activity; manganese ion binding; GTP binding
Source: RefSeq, a predicted model, not a curated record